AUGAAAGUAAAUAAUAUAGGAAAUAAUGAGAAAACAAAUGACAAAGUAAAUGACGUAACACAAUGUGAUGACAUUAGGGAAGAGAAAGAAAAUAUGGUUUCAUUGAGAGGCUUUAAUUUAUCAUAUAAAGAUAAAUUGGAUAAUUUAAAAACAAUUAAAAAUAUUGAUAAUAAUAAGAAAAUUAUAAAAUUAGUAUUGGAAGAUGUUGAUAUGGACCCAAAGAUUAUUAUGCAGCAUGUUGUAGAUCUAUUAAAAGAAAAAACGAGUUUAUAUACCAUUAUUGAAAUAAAUAAGGAAAAAUACAAACUCAAGUAUACUGAAGUGACACCUGAUGAUUAUAUCCUAUUUCCUGAACAUGUUCAUAAUAUUGUAAAUUGUAAAUAUGCUUAUAUAGGUAUUUUGAAAGUUUCUAAGUAUGCCCAAAGAUGUACGUUUAAUGAGAAAUCUCUUCAGGCAUGGCAAAACAUUCCGAUGGAUUUUUGA
Plasmodium gonderi is the source of this 483-nucleotide messenger RNA. RefSeq lists its product as hypothetical. Lineage: Eukaryota; Apicomplexa; Aconoidasida; Haemosporida; Plasmodiidae. The record is from RefSeq and is a predicted model, not a curated record. The transcript has a single exon. Bases 1 to 483 code for a protein of 160 amino acids.